Messenger RNA from Drosophila obscura, 1193 nucleotides. RefSeq lists its product as uncharacterized. NCBI's taxonomy places the organism in Eukaryota, Metazoa, Arthropoda, Insecta, Diptera, Drosophilidae. The transcript has 2 exons. The coding region runs from base 131 to 958 and encodes 275 amino acids. The record is from RefSeq and is a predicted model, not a curated record.
CACGUCAGUUGACACACCGCACAAGUCAGAUCUAGUCAGAAUCAGUCCCCUAAUUCCCAAAAAUCCCCAAUACACUACAAGUACCACAAUUGCUGUGUGGUUUUUUCUGUAAUUUGCAAUCCAUGCAAUCAUGGCUGAUCGGUUGAAGGACCAAGCGGCCAGUCAACAGCCAGACGAUGAGCCCACAGAGGAGCAACUGAUCGCCGAUGCCUAUGCCAAUGUCAAGGUACUGGUGGAGGCUGGCGAUCAGGCGGGCUAUCUGCAGAUACAGCCAACGGAGGUGCACAGGUUCAUGCUGGCCAGCUACGACGAUGUGCUGGUCGAGAAGUACACCGAGGCGAAACCGCAGGAGCUCAGCAAGUGGGAAACGGCCACUGCCUUGGCACCGCUGCUCAAUCGCAUUGAGCCGCAGGACGAGCAGCAGUUGGGCAAAAUCCAACUAGAUCCGGUCACGGGCAAGCGCUACAUGUUGGUGCCCAUCGAAGUCAAUGUUCUUGUCGAUGGCGAGAAGUUUUGCAACAUAUUUGAAUAUUUGCAGGCACGGCAGAAGAAGCACGAGAAGGCGUUGCAGGUGAAGAAGGAGGCGCUUGUGGAUAUGGCCAUUGAAGCCACAGCACAGAAAACAGUCAGGCAGCUGGUGGAUCAGGAGAACACUCCAAAGGAAGAGACUCAGAAGAAAGCACAGAAGAGCCCCAAGAAGGCGUCUCAGAGGAUGAGCCUCAAGGAGCGGCCUACAAGGCGGAGCCAGAAGAAGCAGCUUCAAGGGGAGCAGACUCCACAGGAAGAACCACAAGGGCAGACUUCAAAGGAGUCCCAGCGCCUGGUCGACUACAAGGCGGAGGUCGUUGUGCCCCCCAUAAUAUUCUCCGUCAAAGCGGGCCUCGGCCAAGAGGCACAGCAGCAUGCGACGGAGCCAGCAGCUUCUUCCAAUCAACAGGAAGAAGAGAAGCAAGUCUAGUCGCAGCUCUCACUCUCACUCACUUCGGACUCAAAGCAGAAGCCAGAGGAGAGCAGAAUGGCCUAGAGAACCGCCGGGCAGCAGAGCAGAAUGGAUUACGGCUCUAAGCCAUUCUGUUGUCCCCUGAUUUUCGACUACAAAUUACAGAGUUUACAUUUGCUGGAUCGUCGUUGUUGAUCUUUGAAUAAAUUCAGCAUUCUGUUGAUUGUUAUACGAGUAUUUGGCUGUAGCUUUC